UAUCGACCAGGAUCAGUACUUCGAGGCGAUGAUCGAUCUGUCUCGUUGGGAAAACGACUACAUGUUCCGACAACUCCGAGAGGUGGUGAACAGGACAGACUGGAGGUCACAUGGUACAAUCACUAAAGUAAACGCUUUCUAUGUUCCUUGGGAGAAUUCCAUGGAAAUUCCAGCUGCGAUUCUCCAGCAGCCGUUCUUCAGUGCUCGGGUUCCUCAGUACGUGAACUACGCCACGAUAGGGGUCACUAUUGGUCACGAGAUUACGCAUGGAUUUGAUGAUGUGGGAAGCCAGUUUGACUACAAGGGUGAUCUUAACGAUUGGUGGGAGACGGAGAGCAAGAAGAAUUUUAAUGAGAAGAAGAUGUGUAUAAUAGACCAAUAUGGCAGCUAUAAAGACAGCCAGACUCAAUUGAACCUGAACGGCAUCACCACACAGGGAGAAAACAUAGCGGACAAUGGUGGAUUGAAGUUGGCCUAUCUUGCGUACCAUCGGAUGGCAGAUCAGCUGAUGGAACCGGAACCAGGGCUGCCAAACUUGGAACAAUACAGCAACGAUCAGCUGUUAAUGAUCGGUGUGGCCAACAUCGAGUGCACGCGGUAUCGCCCCGAGUCUCUCAGAGAGCGGAUCCAUACAGACACACAUUCCCCGGCAGAGUUUAGAGUUAACGGAGUCCUGAAGAACUUCCCAGAGUUUAGUAAGGUGUUCCAGUGUGGCUGUGAGGACGCUAUGAAUCCUGAGAAUAAGUGCGUUGUUUGGUAAUCCUGGUUAAAUUAG
This is a messenger RNA of Homalodisca vitripennis (glassy-winged sharpshooter), 775 nucleotides long. Its product is annotated as neprilysin-2-like. Lineage: Eukaryota; Metazoa; Arthropoda; Insecta; Hemiptera; Cicadellidae. Bases 29 to 760 code for a protein of 243 amino acids. Gene Ontology annotation, biological process: protein processing. The transcript has 4 exons. Gene Ontology annotation, cellular component: plasma membrane. Gene Ontology annotation, molecular function: metalloendopeptidase activity. The record is from RefSeq and is a predicted model, not a curated record.